Molecule: messenger RNA, 2197 nt
Organism: Hypomesus transpacificus
Lineage: Eukaryota; Metazoa; Chordata; Actinopteri; Osmeriformes; Osmeridae
Product: saccharopine dehydrogenase-like oxidoreductase
Exons: 12
Coding region: 143-1420 (425 amino acids)
Biological process (GO): glycolipid biosynthetic process
Cellular component (GO): mitochondrion; plasma membrane; lipid droplet
Source: RefSeq, a predicted model, not a curated record
UUAAGCUACGGAAGUACAGCUGUCUGCGAGUUCGCUCUGGAAUACACAGAGCUGUCAAAUAGAUCCACGCUGCCGUCGUUGAUUCCAGUUGCAGUUCCACUCCAGUGCCAGGCAGUAACUCAACAGCUAGAUAAUUGUAACAAUGGCAAAGGUCGAAACUUCUACUAGUAGGCCAUAUCACAUAAUUAUUUUCGGAGCCUCGGGCUUUACAGGGCAGUUUGUAGUGGAAGAGGUAGCUCGUACCUCGUCCGAGGGACCAAAGGGGACGUUGAAAUGGGCCGUUGCUGGGAGAAGCAGACCGAAGCUGGAAAAAGUUCUGGAACAGGCGGCUGCCGCCCUCAGUAAGCCAGAGCUGAGGACGGAGGUGGACAUCAUCGUAGCAGAUGUAGGAGAGCCGGACUCCCUGGCAGCCAUGUGCAAACAGGGUGUGAUCGUUCUCAACUGUGUGGGGCCUUACAGGUUCUGGGGGGAGCCCGUGGUGAAGGCAUGUGUGGAGAACGGAGCACACCACAUCGACAUCUGUGGAGAGCCCCAGUUUCUAGAGAGCAUGCAGUUGAACUACAACAGCCAGGCGGAUGAGAAGGGGGUUUACGUCGUGGGCAGCUGUGGCUUUGACUCCAUCCCAGCUGACAUGGGCGUCAUCUUUACCAGGGACCAGUUCAAAGGAAAGCUCACAGCAGUAGAGAGCUUCCUGACGGCCAGUUCAGGCCCUGAGGGAGGCUCCAUCCACGACGGUACAUGGCAGUCGGCCAUCUACGGCUUCGCCGACAGCGGAAAGCUUCGUAGCCUGAGGAGGAAGUUUGGCUACAAGCCCCUCCCAGUGGUGGGGUCAAAGAUCAAGCGCAGGAGUGCGCUGUUCUACAGUGAUGAGGUGCAGCAGUACGCAGUCCCCUUCAUGGGUGCAGAUCCCUCUGUGGUGAAGAGAAGCCAGCGCUUCCUCCUGGAGGAGCACCAGGAGGACCCUGUUCAGUAUGGAGCAUAUGCAGGAGUAGGGGGCGUGGGAAACAUAAUCAAGAUGCUUUUCGCUGGAAUGAUGUUUAUGUUCUUUGUAAAAUUCAACUGGGGACGAAACCUGCUGAUCAAGUUCCCAGAGUUCUUCUCCUUCGGUUUCUUCACCAAGCAGGGACCAACCAGGAAACAGAUGGAGGGAGCCUCCUUCCAGUUUGCCUUCUAUGGGGAAGGUUACACUGAGGACCCGUCUCAAGGUCGACCCAACGCCAAGAUCCGCACCCUCGUCCAGGGCCCAGAGGCGGGAUAUGUGGCCACACCCAUAACCAUGGUCCAAUCAGCUAUGACCAUCCUGAACGAGCCCAAUGCCCUUCCCAAGAAGGGUGGUGUAUACACUCCAGGGGCAGCUUUUGCUAAGACCACACUGAUUAAUCGCCUCAACAAACAUGGCAUCCAGUUUUCUGUCAUCUAAACCUGCCCACCAGUUCCAAGUCAUUCACAUCUGUCUAUGAUAUCCUGAACAUCGCAUAUGCUUGUUAUUGGAAAUAUGAAAAUAGUCUUUAGCCACGCUCACUAACAGUUUUGCUGGUUUGUGGUAUUUGUAAUGGUUCACCAGAGUAGAAUACCUUUAUCAAUACAGUUUCUCCUCUGUGUUUGCAUAUGAGCUUGGUGUCAGUCCUACCCUCAAUAAUACAGUUUGUUCUCACUUCAGAUGUUCAUAAUUGUUUCUCAUAAGGGUUGUUUUCCUAUAUCUGUUGAAUUGGUUCAGAUGUAUUUGGGAGUUUUUCAGACCAUUCUGCUGUGUUUACUGUUGACUUUAUGUGCACUGUUUCCUGGAGGUCACAAGCUUUACAAGCUCCUAUUUAGAACAUGCCAGAAUUCCAGAACCCCCACACAUGAUUCGCACCAGUUCUGAGUUCCAACAGUAACUGAAUGUAGCCUUGUUUUAUCAAAGCAAACAUUUUCUCAACCUGUUUAUUGAAACAAAGUUUGUUGCUAAAGAACUGGUUCAAUGCUCCCUCCUAAUCAGCUUGAUCAUUUUAAGAAUGUGAAGCUUGCUGCCUCUAAGCAACAUGUCAUGGUACUACUGGUAAAAGAGCAGUACCCCCCCACCACCACCACCCCCACCCCACUGAGCAUGCCCAGGAGUGUUAAACAGUGAGCAGUAUUUGUGUGCAGUGUUUGAGUUGCAUUCUGCUUGCCUAGUCUUUAUCUUAUGAAUAAAGCCAACAGCACUGCUGGAAAUAUC